Molecule: messenger RNA, 756 nt
Organism: Lachancea lanzarotensis
Lineage: Eukaryota; Fungi; Ascomycota; Saccharomycetes; Saccharomycetales; Saccharomycetaceae
Gene: ISC10
Product: LALA0S07e06524g1_1
Exons: 1
Coding region: 1-756 (251 amino acids)
Source: RefSeq, a predicted model, not a curated record
AUGACCAGUCAAGCGUAUCAGCGGCAUCAUCGGGCCGUUUCCGCUACUGAUGAAAAUGCGACCCUCGAGGUGAAUUCAAGCAUUCGCAUGAAAAUAGGUGCCAAAUCGGAAUCCAGUGGUGUUAAAAAGGCAGAGCUAGACCUUCAAGCAAUGCACCCAAAUGUUUCAUCCAAGAGGUCAUCUGUUGAUCUGGAUGUGAAAGAUUUGGUCGCUUAUUUGCGACAACCGGAAGCAUUACACCAUAAGCAUAACUGGUCCUCUCCUAGAAUCCACUUUGAAAUCAAGACGCCAAGAUCGAGACCAAUGCGGCCACUUAAAUUUGCAUCGGUAGCUGAUGAUUCGAAGCUAUUCGUUCCAAUUUAUCUCAGAGACGUUAAGCUACUUUCUGAUGAUGAAAUACUGGAUUUUGGACCUCUUGCGAAAGAACUUCCCAAAAGUGUGGACUAUCCACCUAUUUUCCGCGAAUGCGAUCCCGAGAGAAGACUUGAAAAUGAUGACUACGAAGGAAUUUGUCUUGCCAUGCUUCAGGAUGAGAUCUCGAGAAUAGUUGACCGCAAAAGCCCUGGUUUCGAGAGAAAUCUGGAACUUAAGGAGAAGGAAGGUCAGCUGAAAGCGUUUGACCGGUUCUUGUACUAUGUUUUUGGAAUCGACAGAUCAGGUUACUUUUCCUUGCUGCAGGAACGCAACGAAUUCACAAACAGGCCUUGGGCCCGAUUUUUACAGGAAACUGAUUCAGCAGCCGCUGAAAACGAAUAA